AUGGGCUCCCUACAAUGCCUGACAAAGUCGCCCGAUCCGUCACCGCUCGCUCAAGCAGGUGUAGAAGAACAGUCAGCGCAAGUGUUUGCAGCAUCUGUUGAAGAGCAAAACAACCCAUACCAAUUCGACGAUGACAUACAGAUGAACAAUGUCUACCUCAACGAGACCAAUACUGAGGCGCAAGCUCUACUCGAUCUGUACAACACCACUGGUUAUACCCAGCAUACCAUCCCGGCCUUUUUCGAACAGAUCAUGGUUCCCGCACCAGACUUCUUGGGUAGUGACUACAUGCAACCGCCUCCAGAUCUGACAGCAUGGAUGCCAGAGACUGACUGGCUUGGUCAGGUUGACAUUUUUGGCAAUGAUUUCACUCCAACUGUCAGUCAGAUGCUAGAAGCGCAGACAUCGCAGGUGACUGCCUUGCCUUCUGCAACGCCGCCUAUCAAUACAGAUGUUUCUCACGAGAAGAUUGAUAGCAACUCCGCGAAAAGGCGCCAUGCAGUCUUCAAACAAUCUGCCUGGUAA
Molecule: messenger RNA, 525 nt
Organism: Alternaria ventricosa
Lineage: Eukaryota; Fungi; Ascomycota; Dothideomycetes; Pleosporales; Pleosporaceae
Exons: 2
Coding region: 1-525 (174 amino acids)
Source: RefSeq, a predicted model, not a curated record